CCUAGUAGAAGUUGGUCCAUUGUCUUGCAAAAUAUCUGUACCAAAAGAGCGGCAAUGCAGUCUUUGUUUGUGAAAAAAAGAUGGCAUAAAGUUUACUUCGUUGUAUGACUCCCAAUGGUAACAGCCACCAUCAUUGUUCUUCCGGCCAUGCCUCUUGGGUUCAUCCUCUUUUCCGUCUCAUAACGCCUGUGGAGGAAACCUGUUUGACUCGCCGGCAAGUCCUGGUGUAUGAGGCCAUUCCGUGCGCUCUUGACGUCCGGGGAAAAUAUCCUGUCAAAAGUUUACUCUGGCUUCUUAUCAUGACGGCAGUCAAGGCUAUGCUGGAUCGUGUACAUCCGCCUCUCCCUCGAAAUUCCGACGAGGAUAAAUCUAUACGCUGGGGCCACAUGGGAAAUAACGUCGCCGCGACGAUCGCAAACCAGGUGCGCUCCACGUUCCCAGCAAUAUGGUUUGGAUUGAUGAUGGGAAUCGGCGGAGGCUGGCCAAGUGCCAAGCAGGACGUCAAGCUGGGCGAUGUCGUCGUUUCGAAGCUAGGAAGAAACGACGAUAGCGUGAUUCGGUGUGACUUUGGCCGUACUGUGGGAGAAGGCCGGUUCGUUCGUAAUAGUACUGGCAAGAAGCGGUAAACCUCUUCAACAUCGACGCUUCGAUAACACUCGGUGAUUCGAUGCGGAGCCAAGACGCCGUGAAUGCGCUCGUGGGGAGACUCAGGAACC
Colletotrichum navitas is the source of this 716-nucleotide messenger RNA. RefSeq lists its product as uncharacterized. NCBI's taxonomy places the organism in Eukaryota, Fungi, Ascomycota, Sordariomycetes, Glomerellales, Glomerellaceae. The coding region runs from base 105 to 626 and encodes 173 amino acids. Gene Ontology annotation, biological process: nucleoside metabolic process. The transcript has a single exon. The record is from RefSeq and is a predicted model, not a curated record. Gene Ontology annotation, molecular function: catalytic activity.